AUGGCGGGUGUAUCUCUGAAGUGUGGGGACUGUGGAACGUUGUUGAAAUCUGUAGAAGAAGCACAAGAACACGCCGAUCUCACCACCCACAUCAACUUUAUGGAGUCCACUGAGGCCGUUCUCAACCUCGUUUGCGUUGCUUGUGGCAAACCGUGCCGCUCCAAAAUCGAGAGUGAUUUGCAUACGAAAAGGACUGGGCAUACUGAGUUCAUGGACAAGACGGCCGAGGCGGUGAAGCCUAUAACCUUGGAAGUAUCAAAAACUCCGAAGGGCGACGAUGUGGAUAUGGAAGAGGCUGCUGAGGGAAGUGGUAGUGGCCAAAAAGAAGUCUGGAGAGUGGAAUGUCAUUGGAUUCUGACUCAUGGAUUAUCAGUCAUUAUAGCUGUGGCUUAG
This is a messenger RNA of Ilex paraguariensis (yerba mate), 393 nucleotides long. The record is from the annotation of a GenBank genome assembly. Lineage: Eukaryota; Viridiplantae; Streptophyta; Magnoliopsida; Aquifoliales; Aquifoliaceae.